Molecule: messenger RNA, 634 nt
Organism: Musca vetustissima
Lineage: Eukaryota; Metazoa; Arthropoda; Insecta; Diptera; Muscidae
Gene: RpL18A
Product: large ribosomal subunit protein eL20
Exons: 2
Coding region: 87-620 (177 amino acids)
Biological process (GO): translation
Cellular component (GO): cytosolic large ribosomal subunit; ribosome
Molecular function (GO): structural constituent of ribosome
Source: RefSeq, a predicted model, not a curated record
ACUGUGCACUGGUAAAUCGAGUGUACUAAAAAGACACAACAGCUGUCUUUUCUCUUUCCGUUUCCUUUUUCGUGAACGCUUCCAAAAUGAAAGCUAAGGGACAGUUGAAGGAAUACGAGGUCAUCGGCCGCAAGUUGCCCUCCGAAAAGGAGCCUCAAACUCCUUUGUACAAGAUGAGAAUCUUUGCUCCCGACAACAUUGUUGCCAAAUCCCGUUUCUGGUACUUCUUGCGCCAAUUGAAAAAGUUCAAGAAGACCACCGGUGAAAUUGUCAGCCUUAAACAGGUGUACGAAACCUCACCCACCAAAAUCAAGAACUUUGGUAUCUGGUUGCGUUACGAUUCCCGUUCCGGCACCCACAACAUGUACCGUGAAUACCGUGACUUGACUGUUGGUGGUGCUGUCACCCAAUGCUACCGUGAUAUGGGUGCCCGUCAUCGUGCCCGUGCCCACUCCAUCCAAAUCAUCAAGGUUGAAGCUAUCCCCGCUAGCAAGACCCGCCGUGUUAAUGUUAAACAAUUCCACGACUCCAAGAUCAAGUUCCCCUUGGUACAACGUGUCCACCACAAGGGCAACAGAAAAUUGUUCUCAUACAGAAAGCCAAGAACCUACUUCUUGUAAAUCUUGUUGUGGGG